Polyodon spathula (Mississippi paddlefish) is the source of this 1117-nucleotide messenger RNA. RefSeq names its product microsomal glutathione S-transferase 3b (gene mgst3b). The transcript is spliced from 4 exons. The record is from RefSeq and is a predicted model, not a curated record. Bases 136 to 558 code for a protein of 140 amino acids. Gene Ontology annotation, cellular component: membrane; nuclear envelope; endoplasmic reticulum. Lineage: Eukaryota; Metazoa; Chordata; Actinopteri; Acipenseriformes; Polyodontidae. Gene Ontology annotation, molecular function: glutathione transferase activity; glutathione peroxidase activity.
AGAACCAGGGAAAAUCCAGCCAUCGCGAGAUCGCUCGUCGCUAGCUUGUCCCUUGUCCUCAAUUACACAAUCGGAGUGGGGAUAUACAAUCGUAUAACAUUCGAGCAGAGCAAACAUAAGCGUCCAUACUUAACCAUGACUAUUCAGAAUCUGCUCCCUGCGAACUUCGCCUAUGUAAUUCUGACGAUUUUCUACAGCUGGGUCAUGCUGUCUUAUUUGGGCGUCAAAGUGGGAAAGGCGAGGAAGAAGUACGAUGUUAAGUACCCUACAAUGUACAGUGACAAGGAUCCAGUUUUCAACUGCAUUCAAAGAGCUCAUCAAAACACACUGGAAGUGUACCCUCAGUGGCUGAUCUUCCAGUGUAUCUCCGGACUUGCCUACCCUACGGUUGCCUCUGUGCUGGGGGUUAUUUGGGUCACCAGCAGGUUCUCCUAUGCCUGGGGGUAUUACACUGGAGACCCUGCAAAGAGGAUGAACGGUGCCUAUGGGUACAUUGGAUAUCUUGGUGUCAUUUUGCUGUCUCUUGCAGCAGCUCUUCAAUUGCAGAAUAUGCUGUAAUCAGUGUAACCUACAAAAGAUGAUGAUGAGGAUGAUGAUUAGCACUUAUUUACUGUGAAAACUUCCAUUGCAACACACUGGUACAUUUCCAAACUGACUCUGCAGGUAGACCAUGCCUGAGAAUAUAAAUAUUAAUUCAUAGCUUCACGCAACAUUUAAAAAGUGUGUCUCUUGUGUCCAAAAAAAAAAAAUAGUAAUCAACAGCAAUUAUUUCCAUUGUAGGCAAAUCACAAGCUUCUAAUUUAGAACACUGUGGAUGUGAAAGAGGCCAGUAGAAAGAGACAUGUCUUUGCUAUGUGAUGUACAGUACUGUACUUUAUUGUGGUUUUAGAUGAUUCUGCACUAUGUAUAGCUUGUGAUCACAGUAUUUUGGUAGCCUCACUAUUAAUCUGUUGAGUGUCAUGAUCACCUGUGAGACCGGAAUAGAAACUGAACUGAAUGUUUGUUUUACACAUCUGUCCAGGCUAGUUUAACAGAGUAAGCUCUUUAUUAUAAAUGCCAGUAAUUCAAAUGGAACUGCAUUCCAUUAUGUUCCAAUAAAGAGAUUUUCUUUUCUCGA